UAUUUCUUACUUUUUUUUUUUCUUUAUGGCGGUUUGUUUGAAUUUCUGGCGGAGCCGGAGCGACAACAGUUAUAGCGCGCACCAAAUUCGAUACUCGUACCGGUGAUCUUGAAACCUCUCUUCCAGAACCACAUGUGCAUAGAAAUUUGUCACCGCUUGCCCUUCUUUUGGCUUUGAUUCUCACAUUCUUCAUCCUGUUUUGCUUGCCUUUUUGUGUGUGCUACGCGACUUUCACUGAGUUUGUGCUCUCAUUUGUUUCCAAAUAAUUUCACGGCAUCCGAUCUUUUUUACUGGUUUGGAGUUGCAAAAUUUUUUGAGUUUGAUCGUUGAAGCUCUACUCUGUCUGUAAGUUUCGUUCCUUCUGAAAGAGUUUGAACCGUUUUCCUGGUCGUGUGGGGUUAUCUAAUCCAGUUAGCUGAGAAACUGAGGGAAUUUUGGCAGCGACUAUGGAGGUCAACGUAGGACAUCUGCAGAAUUUAUCAAUCCGGAUUGAUUCCGGAAUGUUUGCGAGGAAACCGAGUGGUUCGGUCCGGUUUCUUCCCCCAAUUUCUAAACAGCAGAAGCUGCCACCGGUGGUUUCAGCUUUUCAGCAACCUUUGAGACUUUCUAAUCGAUGCAGGACGAUCUCUGUUGGGGCCUCCUGCUAUCGUGAGAAUAUUUCAGGUUUGGCGUUGGAAACUGAAAAUUUUCAUCCUUUUGACAAAGAUCUACUUUUAAAGAAUAAGUCACAAGAGGUCCAGCCCCAUCUAAAUGGAAAAUGCAUAUAUCUAGUCGGAAUGAUGGGCAGUGGAAAGACAACCAUAGGCAAGAUUUUAGCAAAAGAAUUGAGUUACGCAUUUUCUGACAGUGAUACAUUGGUGGAGCAAGAAGUUGGUGGAACUUCAGUGGCUGAAAUUUUUAAGCUUUAUGGCGAGGACUUUUUCAGAGACAAGGAGACUGAGGUAUUGAGAAAACUAUCAUCGAUGCACGGGUUUGUGAUUUCCACUGGUGGAGGUAUUGUUGUUCGGCCUAUUAACUGGAAAUAUAUGCAGAACGGGAUUAGCAUCUGGCUAGACGUGCCAUUGGAAGCCUUGGCAAAAAGAAUUGCUGCAGUAGGUACCGACUCACGCCCCCUCUUGCAUAAUGAGUCGGGCAAUGGCUACACAAAGGCUUUCAGACGACUCUCAGUUCUUCUGGAGGAGAGGGGUGAUGCAUAUACCAACGCCAAUGUCAAAGUUUGUUUAGGAAGUCUUGCAGCCAAACUGGGUUUGUCAGAUGUAUGUAAUCUGACCCCUGAAGAUAUUGCUAUAGAGGCGCUUGUACAAAUCCAGCACUUCGUGGAGCAUGAAGAUGGCUAUUGUACAAGUUAAGACUACUGCAGAUCAUCAUCCGGUGUUUAAAGCCUCCUCUCUUCUUAAAGAAGCACGGAAUGGCAUUGCUUCUACUCUUGCCAAUUGUAUAACAUGGGAUCAUCAGGUAUGAAUAACCACUUGGAAUGGAACGUCGUCAGUGUUAGAAGUGUAUCUAUCAAAAUUUUGAGACAAAUAAAAUCUUCUUUUUUUCUUAA
Messenger RNA from Cucurbita moschata (crookneck pumpkin), 1546 nucleotides. RefSeq names its product shikimate kinase 1, chloroplastic-like. Gene Ontology annotation, molecular function: shikimate kinase activity. Lineage: Eukaryota; Viridiplantae; Streptophyta; Magnoliopsida; Cucurbitales; Cucurbitaceae. Gene Ontology annotation, cellular component: chloroplast. The record is from RefSeq and is a predicted model, not a curated record. The transcript has 11 exons. The coding region runs from base 447 to 1349 and encodes 300 amino acids.